AUGGCUCCAAUGGCGACUCAGGUGGUUCCGGGCGGCAAGGACGUCUCGAAGUACCACGCCUCGUCGACCGAGUCCGCCAUCGCGGAGGAGGCCCAGUACGCCGCCCACAACUACCACCCGCUGCCGGUCGUCUUUGCGCGCGCAUCAGGCACCUCCGUCUGGGACCCCGAGGGGAAGCACUAUCUCGACUUCCUGUCCGCCUACUCCGCCGUCAACCAGGGCCACUGCCACCCGGAGCUCGUCAAGACCCUGACCGAGCAGGCCGCAACCCUCACUCUGAGCUCCAGGGCCUUCUACAACGAUGUCUUCCCCAAGUUCGCCAAGUUCGUCACCGAGUACUUCGGCUACGACAUGGUCCUGCCUAUGAACACCGGUGCUGAGGCCGUCGAGACCGGUAUCAAGAUUGCCCGCAAGUGGGGGUACAAGGUCAAGGGCAUUCCGCCAAACGAGGCCAUCAUCCUCAGCGUCGAGAACAACUUCCACGGACGUACCUUCGCUGCCAUCUCCAUGUCUACUGACCCCGAGUCGAGGGAGAACUACGGCCCUUACCUGCCAAACAUCGGCAGUGUCAUUCCCGGCACCAACAAGCCCAUCGUAUACAACGACAAGGAGUCUCUCCGCCAGGCCUUCGAGGCUGCCGGCCCCAAGAUUGCUGCGUUCCUUCUCGAGCCCAUCCAGGGUGAGGCUGGCAUCAUGGUCCCUGACGAGGACUACCUCCGCGAGGCCAAGGCUCUUUGCGAGAAGCACAAUGCUCUCUUGAUCUGUGAUGAGGUUCAGACCGGUAUUGCUCGUACCGGAAAGCUUCUCUGCCAGGAGUGGAGCGGCGUCAAAGCUGAUCUCGUCCUCCUUGGCAAGGCCAUCUCCGGCGGCAUGUACCCCGUCUCCUGCGUUCUCGGACGCAAGGACGUCAUGCUUACUGUCGAGCCCGGCACACACGGCUCCACCUACGGUGGUAACCCACUCGGCUGUGCCAUUGCCAUCCGUGCUCUGGAGAUCAUCCGCGAAGAGAACAUGGUUGAGCGCGCCGAGACUCUAGGACAGCAGUUCCGUGCUGGCCUGAACGCUAUCAAAGACCCUAUGAUCCAGACCGUUCGUGGCAGAGGUCUGUUGAACGCCCUCGUUGUCGACGAGUCCAAGACCAACGGACACACUGCUUGGGACCUGUGCAUGCUGAUGAAGUCCAAGGGUCUUCUUGCCAAACCAACCCACCAGAACAUCAUCCGAUUCGCUCCUCCACUCGUCAUCACCGAGGCGCAGAUCAAGGAAUCCCUCAAGAUCAUCGAGGAGGCUAUCAAGGAGCUCCCAAACUCCCCAAAAUAA
Trichophyton benhamiae CBS 112371 is the source of this 1320-nucleotide messenger RNA. Its product is annotated as acetylornithine aminotransferase, putative. Gene Ontology annotation, cellular component: cytoplasm. The record is from RefSeq and is a predicted model, not a curated record. Bases 1 to 1320 code for a protein of 439 amino acids. NCBI's taxonomy places the organism in Eukaryota, Fungi, Ascomycota, Eurotiomycetes, Onygenales, Arthrodermataceae. Gene Ontology annotation, molecular function: identical protein binding; L-ornithine transaminase activity; pyridoxal phosphate binding. The transcript has 3 exons.